Molecule: messenger RNA, 2487 nt
Organism: Closterium sp. Yama58-4
Lineage: Eukaryota; Viridiplantae; Streptophyta; Zygnematophyceae; Desmidiales; Closteriaceae
Source: the annotation of a GenBank genome assembly
AUGGCGUCACUAGGUCACCUACGCCGCGCGCUCAUAUUUUCCGCCGCCUUCACUCUCCUCCUUCCCCCUACCGCCGCAACCACUCAGUCGUACGCCAUUGCCCGCGACAAGAACCUACGCGGAGGAGCCGUUCAGCAUAGCGCAACACCAGACUCUCCAGACGGUUACGGCCCUGCAUCAUCUGAUUCAGACGAUAGUUACAGCUCGGGGUCGCCUGGUGCGGAAAACGCGGAGGUGAAGGCGGCGAAGAGAGUUUCUGCAGCGGAUGCGGAGGCGGCGGAGGCGCUAGCUGCGUACGAAGAGGCGAAGCGCGCUCUCGCUUCGCAAAAGAUAGAGCAGGAGGAGAUGCGCAUCCCGGCGCUCGAGGCGCGGCAGCAGCAGCGCGAUGCGGCACGCGAGCAGGCGGAACUGGACGAGGCGGUCGCGGCGGCGGAAGCGGAGCUUCAAUCCGCGGAGAACGCGCUCAAAGAAGCGCGGCAGGAGCGCAGCGCAAACGCGUCGGCAGGCGCCGCCAGCGCGGUUGACAGAGCCGCGCAGCGGAAGGAUCAGGUAGCGCGGAAGCUUUCCUCCGCGCGCGCCGAGGCACGCGGGAACCGGCCGUACCUGCAGGAGAUGGAAACGAACGUGCGCGACUUCGAGGGCGCGUUCGUGAUGGCGGCGCGAGAGGCGGGGAUGGCGGCGGAGAGGGUGAAGGCGCUCCGGGCGGAGAUGGUUGAGAAAAUGGAAAGGGCGGCGGAAGCGCAGUCUGCGUGGCAAGCGGUGGUGCGAGACGAAGAGAGAACUUUUCUGGAAAAGAGUGGGUUGAUGGUACAAGAGGCAGAGCGACACGAUGGCGGUCCAGUCGCUGUCGAAACGAAUAUCAUGGCGCUGCGGCAAGCCCGACAUAAUCCUCCCUCGCCUAUCCGCUUGACACUCGCUACCAUUGUCUCCCUCUCCAUCACAUUAACGCUCGUAUUACUCGUGAGCGGCGCCACUCCUGAUCCGUUACCGAGUUCUGCUACUAACGAGGCCACAGAGUCUUCUCUCGUCGCCGACCGAGCUGGCUCAGCUCAAGCCGCGACAAAAUUGAUAACGACAAUCCCGCACCACGUCAUCACCAGUUUCAAGUUACCAGGCGGAAAUGCCGAUCCCCUCGCCUUGCUCCGCCAAUUAAAAGCAGCGGCGGUGGAGGCAAAGCAGCUCGUGAACGUGGCGCGCCGCGACCUGGAGGCCAUGGAGCGGAACCUGUUAGACGCGAAUCGCAAGGUGGAAGGAUUACGAGAAAAGAUUCAACUCUCCAAGAAGCGCGCCGAGCUCUUCGCGGCGCGAGCCCGCGAGCAGCAAGCGGUCGCGGAGGAAAUGGCGGUUGCUGCCGACGCGGCGACGAAGCGCGCGUACGCGAAUCCAACCCCUGACGCAGUAACGGCGUUUGAGGUUGCGGUUGCGGCGAAAAAAGUGAGUCUGCACGUAGCGGGGACAACGGCGAAGAAAGCGGAGAAGAUCGCCAAGAGGGCUGAAAUGCGCGAGGAAGCUUUAAAGCUCGCGAUAGCUUAUCACAACAAUCUGAAGCCCUUGGUUGGGAAACACGUGGCAUCGGUUCAAAAAGCCGAAGCUCAGGCCGACGAGGCCGCAGCAGAAUUCGUUAACGUUUGGAGGAAAAUCAGGUCGCGGAUUACAAACGAGGAUUUGAUAACACUUCUGUCGACCAAUUCAGGCGGAGGUCCGGAUUCACCGAGCCUGGCGAGUAGUUUGUCAGCCUCGGGGAUUGACGGAGCUCGAGCUGCCGCCGUAGCGGUUGCGCUUCAGCGUAUUUCGGCGUCGGAAGCGGAAGAAUUUGUUACCAGGGCGUUGCAAAAGGAGGCCGUUACCAUUUCCGAAGCUGUAAAAGCAGCGGCUGAGGAGGCUCGGGUCCGAGCCUUUGAGGCUAAGAAAGAGGCUCGGGAGAAGAGGCAGGAGCAGGAGAAUGUCGAAGGCGAGGCGGAAGAAGCGGAGUUUCAGGCGCGAGAGGCGGAGAAAGACGUGGGUUCAGCUAAGGAACGAGCAGCGCAGAUCGCGGAGCUUCUGGUGGAGCAGCGGAAAGUGGCGGAAGAAGUGGCGGCGGAGCGGGAGGUUGCGCGCAAGCGCGCAUACUUGCGGGAGUCGGAGGAAGCGCAGCAGGCGCUGGAUCUCGCGACUGCGGUCAGCGAAGAAGGCGCACGAGUGCUUGCGGAAAUGAUUCGGAAAUCGCGACGGGCAGCUGAAAAAAUUACGUUGAGGGAGGAUCAUUUGCGGCAGGCGGUGGUCUAUCAAAAAGAAACAAUGGAGUUGGCACAGAAGAAUAAAGCCGUGGUAGAGGAGUUGGAAAAGAAAGCUGCACAAGCAGAGCAGGCGUUUAGUAAGGCAAAGGAGGACGCUAAAAACGCGGAUGCGUUGGUCAAGAGGCUGAAGGAACUGGCAGCGAGGCGGCAUGAGGAGUCCAAAAAGCUUCGACUUCAACGGUGGGAUUCAUUCCAAGCUUCAAAAUCUUGA